AGGAACAGAGCUCAACUGCGCAGAGACGAAGACGGCGCGACCAUCCCCAUACCUUUAUUUCCUUCUCCAAGGUCAGCUAGCGCCGCCGCCGGCCCCUCCUCCGGCGAUUCGCCGCCGCCGCAGGGUCCCCGCCUCGAGGAGCAGCAAUAAGAACGUCAUGGCUUGCAAGGUGAGAGGGGACAUGAGUAAGCUCCUCCCGGUCACCUCCUUCUUCAUCGGCGCAGCGUUGACGGCGGCCUUGGUCUUCUUCGGGGCUACCCUUGAUGUUAACUGGCGGCCCUCCGCCCUGACCUCAUGGGGCAAUGGUGCUCGGCCGGCUCCUGACGAGAAGAUGAAAGCAUUUGCAGAGCUUGCAGAGGUGCUGAAGAACGCGUCAAUGGAGGACAAGACCGUGAUCGUGACGUCGAUCAACCGGGCCUACGCGGCACCCGGGUCGCUCCUGGACCUUUUUCUGGAGAGCUUCCGUCUCGGCGAGGGGACCGCGGCGCUGCUGGACCAUGUCCUUAUUGUGGCUGUCGACCCGGGCGCAUUCCGGAGGUGCCGGGCGGUUCACCGCCACUGCUACCUCCUCCGGCAAUCCCCCAGCGCCGUCGACUACAGUGGCGAGAAGCACUUCAUGACCAAGGACUACCUCGACAUGAUGUGGAGCAGGAACAGGUUCCAGCAGACCAUCCUCGAGCUCGGCUUCAACUUCCUCUUCACGGACAUCGACAUCAUGUGGUUCCGGAACCCACUGCGGCGCAUUGCCAUCACAUCGGACAUCGCCAUCGCCAGCGACUUCUUUGACGGGGACCCGGAGAGCAUGGGGAACCGGCCCAAUGGUGGGUUCCUCUAUGCACGGUCGAUGAACCGCACGGUGGAGUUCUACCGGCGGUGGCGGCGGGCAAGGCGGCGGUUCCCGCCAGGAACCAACGAGCAGGAGAUCCUGGGCCAGGCGCAGGGGGAGCUGAGCCGGCGGGCCGGUGUGCGGAUGCAGUUCCUGGACACGGCCCACUGCGGCGGGUUCUGCCAGCUCAGCGGCGACAUGGGCAAGGUGUGCACCCUGCACGCCAACUGCUGCACCGGCCUUGCCAACAAGGUACAUGACCUCAAGAACGUGCUCAGGGACUGGAGGAACUACACGGCGGCGCCUCCUGAGGAUAGACGCCGGGGAGGGUUCCAGUGGACCAGACCCGGUAGAUGCAUCCAUUGACACACUCCACAGACAUUCUGAUAUUGAUUUUACGAGGUCAUCACACAUUUAGCUUUUAGCAAUGCUGGAUUUUGUUGUUACGUUGUAAAGAAAAUGUUCCAAUUGAUCGUGUCGUAGCUUGCACUGUUUGCAUACCAAUGUCGUUAGGGAUUUUCCAGAAUUGUGAUGGAAUAUCUGCAGGAGUAAAUGUUACCAACCAUAGCCUGUACUGAGACAGUAUUCAAACAUCUACUUUAUCUUGCCUUGUCUUUUUUGACUCGCCAGUCAUUCUUAAAACAAAAUUUUCAACAGCUCAGGCAAACAGAAGAGAAAAAUGAACCCUAGUCGACAGGUCAACAGUCGGUAAGUCAAAACAUGCUCCUCUAGGAGUUAAACUUGAGACCACACAAUAAUGACCAACCUUCAGACGUGCAUUAAUAGGAGUUACCAAGAACAUUAUAAGCAAUGUAGAAAGUAGAUGCUUGAAGUGAACUGAUGAACAAGCAUCUUCAGCAAAUAAAUUUAAGUAGACAACUGACCAAAUAUCUGAAAAUGUUUUAGCAUACAAUUC
This is a messenger RNA of Brachypodium distachyon (stiff brome), 1742 nucleotides long. RefSeq lists its product as uncharacterized. NCBI's taxonomy places the organism in Eukaryota, Viridiplantae, Streptophyta, Magnoliopsida, Poales, Poaceae. The record is from RefSeq and is a predicted model, not a curated record. The transcript has 4 exons. Bases 158 to 1192 code for a protein of 344 amino acids.